Bacillus rossius redtenbacheri is the source of this 9118-nucleotide messenger RNA. Its product is annotated as mucin-19-like. Bases 257 to 5104 code for a protein of 1615 amino acids. The transcript has 21 exons. The record is from RefSeq and is a predicted model, not a curated record. NCBI's taxonomy places the organism in Eukaryota, Metazoa, Arthropoda, Insecta, Phasmatodea, Bacillidae.
UGUUUUGAAAACGUGUUGACUUGAAUGAUGUGCCACCAUCAGUAAUUAUAGCCGUUAUUUUGAUGACGAUAUCGCCUCGAACUUAGCGAAGAUAUCCCCGGCCAUUUUGAUCAACGAUGCAGUUGCCAUCAGGGAGCAGUUACCUACUCGGCUACAAUCUAGAAGCAUUUGUUUCCCAGAAACUAAUGUGGAAGAACGAGUCUUUCAGGAAUCACCAGAUAUGUCUAACAUCUAACCUCGAGAGCAGCGCACCGUCAUGAAACUACUCGGCGCCAUCUUGGUGCUACUAUCUCCCGGCAUCCUCUGCGUGGCUGCUCAGAGGACUGCAAGAUCUCGCAGCGCGGCAGAGGCGGCUCCUGAAGGCGGGCCGACGACGUCCCGCGGCAGCCUCCGGUUCCGGUCCGGCAGGGUCGGCAGGGAUCGCUCGCCGGUGGACCGCGACGCCGCGGAGUCGGUGCUGGCCCCGGUGUCGCAGCAGCCCGCGUCCCCUCGCACCCAGAGGAGGACGGCGGCUGCCCCCGCCAUGGAGGACAACUUCGUGGACCCGCUGCCCCGGGCCAGGGGCAGCCGCCAGAGGUCCGCGGAGCCGGCCCACGUCGGGAGACGCCCCGCGGGCGACGAGGGAAGGGCCUUCUUCAGCCGGAGGAACGACGACCUGGAGGACGUGGCAGUCGACGUCCUGGAAGAAAUCCCGAGGCUCGGCGGCGGCAGGAGGAGAGCCUCCACCGUCGCGCCCUACACCCCCGCGGAGAGUUCCUCAAGGUCAUCCUCCAACAGGAAACCCGUUGAAUCCUCAUCCUCGUCCGGAUUCCAGUCGAGGAGGAAGUCCCCGUCCACGACCGAAGCAGCUCAGGAGUCCCGCGGUGAGAGGCUGAGAUCCAGGAACCCCCCGCGCGACUCCUCCACCGAGAGCACGUCGGACACCGGCCGCAGGAGGAACCCGAACCAAGGCCGGAGGGCGCCCUCCCGUCAGGAGGUCGUCAGGACCAGCAGGCGUCAGGGACAGAAAGUCCGAAUGGAGGAAGGACCCGUCGUACGUUCCCGUGGCGGCGGAAGGAAGCAGGCCGACCAGACCAGGUCCUCGACGGAGCGAUCCACGACAACGACGACGACGACCCCUGUGCUUCCGGUCUCUCCCGUAAUCAAGGAAGCUGAUGAACAGGUGACGACGGCGAAGACCGCAGCGGAACCCACCCCUGAGCAGAGGGAUCACAUACCCGUCAUGGAGCCCGUAGACGAGACGCCAGUUCUUCCCGAGCAGAUUGUGCCUGUCCCGACGAGUGCAACGCCGCAGAUGCCACCAGAGUCCCAAGGACAGGAGGGCAGGGGCGCCCAGAGACAGCCGUAUGCCCCGGAGAACAACCGGAGGAAGAAAACGCACUCCAGAGGAGACUCGAGCCCAGCGGACACCCAGACGCGCGCUUCGGCCGUGCGCGCGUCCGGUCGGAGGAGGACCGCCUCCGGUCCCCGGGUCGAAACUGGCGACCCCAUCGUGGCGAGGCAGGCUCCCAGGAACUGGCGGAACGCGGCCCAGACCCCAGCCAGGCUCGAGCUGGCGUUGCCCGCCGAGGAGGAGAAGAUACUGCCCCUGCCCAGCACCAAGAGCUUCGUGGUCGUCCCCACCGAGGCGAACGUCAUUCCAGAGGCUGCCCCCGGGGCCCCCACCUCCAGGUUCAAGCAGGAAGGUCUUCUGGCUUCCAGACUCCAGCAGGAAGGUCCUCUGACUUCCAGGAAGUCCCACGCUGUCGAGGUCUCCCCAGAGGAACCAGCCCCGAAAGACAUCGUGAGGACGAGAACCUCAUCCAGACUCAGAGCUCACAGGCAGACCAUCUCGCCCGACGGUGUCAGAGGGAGCAGGCAGUCCGCACGUUCAAGCACAGUCCCAGCGCCGACCGCUGACGACCUGGUGACCCCGACACCCAGGACCCUGUCCCCUGGGAAGACGGGGUCGAAGCGGCACCGGGAGUCCCCCAGGAGGCAGCCCGGGGCGGAGUCCUCCGAGGACCUCCCGCAGGACGCGCCGAUGCCAGAGCUGAAGAGGUCCAGCAGGCUCACCUCGUCCUUCUCCUCGACACGCAAGGCUCUCGCGAAGCCUUUCAGACCCGGCAAGCAGAAGGACGCCGUGACGGAGGCAGGGGCAGCCAAGAACGAGGUGGCCUUGCAGAGCGAGGACACUCGCCAUUCGCUGAAAAGCGCGGGUCCCACGGAGGAGGCCCUGGUCACCCGCAGCUCGCAGCACCCGGUCACGGUGACCCUGCUGCCCAGCACCGCCUCCAGCCUGCAGUUUCCGAACCUGGCUGCUGAUGACGUCAUCCCUCGCGCCGACAGGUUGGCCAACAUGCGCAACAAGUACCGAUCCAGCUUGGAGCCCAAAUUCGGUCUGGCGAAGAAGUCGCAGGAUUAUUCUUCUAGAACCCAGCAGCAGAGCGGGCGCACCACGGAGGCCGGCGCCAGGCAGCAGCUGCGGGCGCCGCGACGCCUGCCCACGGCCGCCAGCCCGCUGCUGUCCCCGGAGCUGUCGGCCCGCGCCACGCAGUCCUCCUCGCGCUCCACGGCCAGCGUGCGGCGCAGCAUCCUGCCCGCGGCGCUGAACGAGGUGCGCGCGCAGCCGUCGACUCCGGCUUCGCCCAGCACGCCCAGGUUCAGCGCGCGCUACCGCAGCGACCUGCUGCGCUCAGCCACGGGCUUCAAGGCUUCGCCCACCCCGGCCUACCUGCCCACCGUGCCCACCGUGCGGCCACCCGCCGCCCAGCAAUCGGCCACCCCGCAAUCGGCCACCCCCGCCAUCCCCGCCGUCAGCGAUGACUCUUUGAUCUCAGGAUCGACAGUCAAAGUCGACACAUCGACAGUAUCGAUGCCAGAAGGCACGACAAUCGAGGACUCGGCGCAGGAAGGUCUGGGGAAUAAGACAGUUAUCGACGAUCCUGCUGAAUUCCUUUCACAAGGCUCAUCCCUUAGCGAGUCUUCUGUCUCGACCACUUCCGCCCCAGAAACUACGGUAGUUUCCAUGACCACCGGUGCGACGGAGGAGAGAGCAGCUACAGGUGAUUCAACCACAGAGCCUGAUGUCGGAGUCGAAUCUGAUCCAGAUACUCCACUAACUACAACUCCUGCCGUUACCACGGCUCCUGAGGCUACCACGGCACAAGCUGCAACCACCACUCCUGCUGGCACCACAACACCCGCUGCUACUACUACAACUCCUGCUGCUACCACAACUCCCGAAGCUACCACAACUCCUGCCACUACCACAACUCCUGAAGCUACCACAACUCCUGCCACUACCACAACUCCUGCUGCUACCACAACUCCUGAAGCUACCACAACUCCUGAAGCUAUCACAUCUCCUGAAGAUGCCACAACUCCUUCCACUACCACAACUCCUGCUGCUGCUACUACUACUCCAGAGGCUACCACAACUCCUGAAGCUACCACAGUACACGCUGCAACCACCACUCCUGCUGGCACCACAACACCAUCUGCAACCACAACACCUGCUGCCGCCACAACUCCUGAGGUUACCACAACCAGCUCGACUCCUGCUGCAACAAUCUCCAACUCUGUCGUAGACUCGCGGAAGGCAGGCGACUCAGCCGGCAGCGACUGGCUCUCCGGCGCGCCCAAGCGAGUGUUCAGCAGCACCCCGCGCCACUUCGAGGAGUCCAACUCCUUGUACCUGUCCUUCCAGAGGAGGAAGGACGUGGACGUGGACGAACAGGGCUCCUCCCUGAUAUCCGUGUCGCACAGAUACGACGGGCCGAGCCAGCACGCGGUGACCACGGAGCGCUCCUUCACGACAUUCAACCUCCUGAACACCCCUCCGGGUCCGAUAUUCGCGUCCAACAGGGCGUCCAUCAACCUGCCCGCCUUCGUGGAGGCGCGGGACCGCUUCCUGACCGAGCCGCCGCUGCCCAGGACGCCGAGGACCCCGGUGCCCUACGUCAUCUUCGGCAUCUUCCCCAACAACACGGUGUUCCGCAAGUUCCCCAACUCGGACGUGAGGGAGAUCGUCAGCGAGAACGAGAUAGCGAACCGCCGGCCGUACUACCCUGAGCAGGCGCCGCAGCGGCCCAUGUACAGCGGCUUCAGCCAGCACCCUUACACGGCUGCCACCCCGGGCUCGCUGCGGUCCAAGUUCGUCACCGGCCCGCGGGACUACGAGGACAAUCUCAUCUUCGACGCGCCCGCCCCUCCCGGCUCGCCCCCUGCGGUCUCCGUGCGCUACGGCGGCAGCACGGCCGCUCCGCCGAGGUCCUCGUCCUCCUCCUCCUCGGUGCUGGUGGUCACCAGCAGCUCCGCCGCCCCUCCCAGCGGCGCCCCUGGCGGGGACAACUCGCAGCUCGCCCAGGACUUCGCCCUGCUGGCCACGCUGCUCCAGAGGGGAGGUGACUCCCAGGGCCAAGCCCCAUCUGCUGCUUCGCCGCUAGCAAACAGGAUCAUAGAGCUAGCCUUGCAGCGACAAGAAGAAUCUACAUCGCGACCCGACGAUGCCACCACCACCACCACAACCACAACCACUACUGCUGCUACCACUCUUCUCCCGGGACCCGAGACGGGGGCGAAGGCGGAAGGAGUGACUUCGGAAGGCGCGAGUCCUGCUGCCGGCCAGGACCCGUCCAGCCUCGCGCUCCUGGCGCUGCUGCACAACCAGGGCAAGGACUCCACCAGCAGCCACCACGUGCUCGCCUCCUUCACCGGGAGCCACGCCGGUGGACCCGGGGGUCUGGACGGGCUCAAGGUCGAGGACGUACUGAAGCUGGCAGCCCAGCCAGGGGGCGCGCCCCCAGCGGCGUUGCCCGGGGACCUGGGGCUUCUGCUCAGGUCCACCCAGCCCCCCGCUAGCUCGUCCACGACGGGCAGACCCCCCGCCGCCGCGCCCAAGAAGAGGCCCAGCAAGACCUCCCCUCGACAAGUGGGCGGCUUGCCUGGCUCGUCUAGCUCGUCUGGCUCGGCCAACGCGCUGGUGGACACCGCCAUCAACAUGACGAGGAGCGUGUCGCAGCUGGUCGGCCGCGUCAUUCAGGGCGCGGCGCAGCAGCUGCAGACCUUCGUGCGCGGCAGGACGGGGCAGCUGGGGCAGUACUUCUCGUUCGGCGCCGGCUAGUGUAACUGCUCCUCCCUCCUCCGUCUACCCUGCCCCCCGGCCGGGCCGCAGAACAGCCACCCUCGACAGAAGCGCACACCUGCCCGGCUACCCCCCCCCCCCCCCCCCCAGUUCCCCGCCGGCCAGGAGUCAGCCGACCCCCACUUGUGACGAGUACACUGUCCGGUCAGCUGAGCCAGGCCAUGUGACUAUUGCUGGGUCGGUGGCCCCCAGCCUCUGCUCUAACAACUUACCGAUCAAACAACAGGGAGCGAUCCCUAGCAGUUCUGCUUUAAAUUAUACAGCUCUGGAAUGUAAAAAAAAAAGGGGGGGUUGUCUGUAAAGUCGGUUUACGGACGAUAAUUUUACGUGAUAACGUCAUAAGAAAAAAAAUGAUGAAAAUUUUGAAUACUUUUUUAAUUUUACAAAUAUUAUUUACAGUUUUUUGCAAAAUUUAAUUUUAAUAAUUUGUUAAUAUAUAAUCACGAACAAUUAGUUUAAAAAGCCCCGCCCUUAACCUGUUUGAUAUUAUAGAAGAUUUUCCUCGCACGGUGGUCGGCCGGUUCUUGCACGCUCGGCUCGGGCGGAACGUGACUAUGAGUCGUGUUUUUUUUCGUGCGUGCAGCCGGCGUUCGUCGAUUUAUUAGACGUUGUCACGUCAAGAAAUUCAGAAUCAUGUUGGAUACACAGAAUAUUUAAAAAAAAAAAAAAAAAUUUCCUCGCAUGCUUGUGUUUACUCUGUUUACAACGCAACACCCAGCUCUAAGUCGUAUCUCUGUACGAGGAUACGGUUAUCUAAAGUUUACGAUCAGGUUGAUUCUUCGUUGAAGGGAAAACCGUAGAUCUGGUGUGUUAUUUCCAAACAGGUGUGGUUCUUAGCAACGAAUCCGCCCGGCCAAUGAUGACAGACUGUAGACGCCUGCCUUGGCUUUGCGCUUCUGCGAGCUGAGAAGCCUAACAUGUACAUCAAGUUCUGUCCCUGCCCGAACACGCCCGAAUAUUCACCUUCGGCCAACCUCGGGAUUUGUUUUAUUUUUUUUUGCGCAGGAAAAAAUGAAUUCAAAUAUUAAAAAGUGGUCGGUUAGGUUAGCUACAUUAAAACACUUUAAAAACGCUAUGGACGGUUAGUUAGGUUAGUAUAGCUACAUUCAAAUAAAAAGAGAAAUAUAAAUAUAUAAAUAAACCCGAGGUUGGCUGAAGGUGAAUAUUCGGGCGUGUUCGGGCAGGGACAGAACUUGAUGUACAUCUUAGGCUUCCCCUGCGAGCUAGUAGCUGUUCUGCGCCCGGACCCCCCCCCCCCCCCCCCUUUCCCCUGAGCAGUCCCGAGGUCGAUUCUGUGAACCACGAGUGAAUAUGAACGCAGCGACGCAACGACGCAACCAGCGCAAUAAAUUCACCGUCGCUCACAAAGAACGCAAGUCGCGAGACGCCAUCAACCCUACAACUUGAAAAAUUUUAAAUCCGUAGGAAUCAAAAAUGAAUUUUAUUUGUUCAUCAGACCCCAGUUAUUGAAAUCUAUAUUUUUAAAGCACGCAUUGUGUUGUAAGUGGUGUAAUAAUUGCAUCCUUAAAUAUUUUCAUCCAGCUAAAUUAACACAGUUGUUAUGAAAAAUCGAGAAUAAUUUUUAUGAGAAUGCAUGCGUAACGCUUCUUCAAAACUUUACGCAUUGCAUGUAUGCCAGUAGCGCCUAACCACACACACGUGUUUCAUGCCUCAUUGUUUGUUUAUAAAUCAAGGGUUGCGAAGACAAAUAUUUUUAUUAUUCAUGUUUCUUAAGAAAAAAAUUAAUUGACAGUAAUUUGAUUUUAAAAUGUUAUUAUUUUUUUCACUGUGUGAAAGUUUAACAAGUUUAAUCGUGAUGUAUAUCAUUAAAAAACAUAUUUUGUGGCCUUCCAUAACGCUUGUGUUUUGAAAGAAGUUUUCGGUAAUUCUAGUUCAAAUAUGGCCGUCAUGAUAAGAAGUUGGAAGGUCACAGACGCUUGUUUCUUUAUGCAGUUCAUAAAUGGGUGUUCGAAAACAUCGUUAUUGAAUUUCUUGCGUUCUUGCGUCCUUGCGUAGUUCAUGGGCCCGACUCUAAGUGUGAAUUUAGACCGCCCAGGAUUCACUGAGUCUACUCGUUCGUCACUGGAACUGGCGAGAAAUGUGUCACUGUGAAGAGAUGCUACACUGUGUUAUUAUUUUUUUUUCGCGUUAUAUCAUGGCUUGACGUUGAUUCGAAGUCCCGUCUUUAAAAAUUUGUAUUUGCCUUGUCCAAACAAACUGGAUUACGGAUCCUAGAAACCUAUUUGACCUUUUUCUAAGAGAAAUUAAUUUAAUUUUUUUAUUUCAAGUCGUCAAUUCUUAAUACUAGGGACGUUCCAAAAGUAAGUUUCGUUUUUUUUUUUUUCACACGGGAACUUUAUUGCCAAAUGUGGAUUCUUAAGGGGCGUGUCUGUGUUAGUGAGGCGGGAUGAUAAGCGCGACGCUCGCUGGUGCUUCUAGCGCGGUGUCUCCUCUGGACUGGCGCGCAGUCUUCUCCCAGUGCGUAUGAGCGGUGACCGUAACAUUACACGGCAGUACCCUUAAGUGCUUUCAACACUCUCUACCGGUUGUUUUACGCCUAAAUGUCACUCUAAAUGUCACUCUAAAUACACGCCUUUGAGACAUUUUAACUCUUCUAUAAAAUACAGUUUAAAAAUUCAAUCCGAAAUCAAAAGUACUUUUCGGCCCUCAGCGAACUCUUAAAUGCUUUUCCGUAAGCAGACCCCCACUCGGAUAUCUCGAGUAGUUUUGAAAUCGCGUUGUUAUUCCUGAAGCUCUGCGCACCUCCCUUUUAACGGUGUUUUUUUUUUCCCCUGGUGUACCAACUGCUCUUUAAAAAAAAUAAAUGACGGAACUUAAUUUCGGAACGUCCCUCGUACGAUUUAAUAUUGCGACACCUCAGUAGAGUUGAAUUAAUUUAAAUAAGUUCGCAAGUUAUUUCAAAAAAAUUGAUCUGCUACAAGUUUUGGCACCGACUUAAAAUAAAAUUUGAGCUAAUUUCUGCUCGCAGCUUUGUGAAGACACGGUGGACAUGCCUCAGGUUAAGUCUACUACAGCUUCGUGUCGUAGUUAUUUAAAUAGAGUAGAAUAACUUGCAUUUCGCUUGAUGUAAGCUUUUGGACACACGCCAUUGCUAAGCAUUGAAUUCUUUAGUAUUAAGGACGGAUUGAAUUUCAAGCUGUAGUGCCGAAAUUUCAUUGUUCGAAUGUGAUUUUUGGCAGUGAUAUGCGGCAAUUCUUUCACUCAGUAGCUUUUGGCUGGCUUUCCGGGUUAUUGUUUGAGCCUGUUCGCUGUUGACCGGGGAUUUGACCUUGAGGCCCCCUAGGAAUGACUCCCUUACAGAGAAAAGUAAAGUUAUUGGAACAUUGUGAUAGGUCAAUCAUUUUCUUUUCCAACUUCCUCAGGGAAAUAUGCAUAAAUGCUUAGCAGUGGCAUAUGUCCGAAAGCUUACAUCAAGUCAUGCACUCCCAUUGCACAAAUCUUUCAAAGAUAAUAUUCCAUAUCUCUCUUCCUCGCUCUUAUACAAACCAUUUCACAGAGUUGUCUUGUUUUUUGCCAAGACUUUAAUCAGGCGGGUAUCUGUUGUGUAAUGUGUGCUCAAACAAUGAGUUGAAUUGUACAAAGUACUGAGCGAAAUUCCUCUCGUUGUGAGAGGGGUUUUCGCUCAUUCGCUUUAGAGGAUAUUGUACAUGUGUGUUAUCUACUUUUUAUACGCCCCUUCAUGUAGAAAAUCUUCCAGUCCGAAUCUACAUCAUGUUGCGAAAAUGUGAUUUUUUUUUUAUUUUUUACCCCCAGAACUAGUGUGCUGAGAAAGUUGCUUUUGGUUGUGAUUUCAGUCAUAAUUGCUACGUUAAAAUGUAAUAUUUACAUAUCAAAAAAAUUGUUCAUUUCUUCAUUUUUGAAUGUUUGCCUAAAUUUCAUUAAAUGUUUCUUAUCUUUUUUUAUUUUAUAUGGUGUCAUGGUCUUGUAAAUAUGUAAUUACAUUUUUUGUUUUCAAUAAAUGUAGAAUUUUUA